Molecule: messenger RNA, 810 nt
Organism: Entrophospora sp. SA101
Lineage: Eukaryota; Fungi; Glomeromycota; Glomeromycetes; Entrophosporales; Entrophosporaceae
Source: the annotation of a GenBank genome assembly
AUGGUUGUUGAUCUUGAACUUGAAAAGGGAGAGGGAGGAGGAAAUUAUGCUAGGAAAGGAAUACAAAAAAUUCCUCCAAAUGCUCUUGAAUUCAUGGAUACUAUAAAUAUUUUUAGGGCGUUAGAAGUGGGUAAUGAGCAUAGCAUUUGUAGAUUAAAAGUUCAAUUAAAUGAAAUUUCUGAAAAAGUUACUCCGACUAUUCGUGGGUCAGUUACAUUAGCAAAAGUUUUACCAAAGGCCAAAAGGUUUACUUUUUUAGUAUUUGCAACUGAAGAAGAAGCCAAAGAAUUAGAAAAUAUAGAAACAGCAAGUGUUGUUGUGGGAGGAGAAAAAUUAAUUCAAAAAAUUUUAGAGGGAAGUUUUGAUUUUAGUAAUAUUAGCAAUUGCUUAUCAACAUUUGGAAUAUAUCCUGAGAUGAAAAACAAAAUUGCUAAGGUUUUAGGUCCUUUACAAUUAAUGCCAACGGAAAAGAAAGGAACUCUAACCAAAAAUCCAGCAGAAACAAUCAAUAUGUUGGCAAGUAAAACAGAAAUCAAAACAGAUGAAAAAGGAUUUAUUCGUAAUGAUGUUGGCAAAACGUUUUGGCCAAUUCAAGAUCUACAAGUUUCAGGCUACAGAAUUUGUAUUGAUCGAUCAAGUAAUAAAGAAUUAUCUUCAUUUGGUGGCGGUACUGAUCAAGAUGAUGACAUUGAUCAUACAAUUAUUUAUAUAUGGAGAAUGAAUGUCCAGGCUGUCCAUCAGAAAAUUUGCUUAUCAUGGAGGAGCAAGCAAACCGUGAAACUAGAAGAAUUUCUCAAGAAAGCUAUUUGA